AUGCAUGUUAAGAUUACCUACCAAAGCAACCAGAUGGGUCUGGAACCCAGUCAAUCAAAGGAGCAAUGGUGCCCACAGAAGAAGGGGAAAUUUCACAUGAAGUCAGGUCUUCAGAUUCAUGAGAGGGCGGAGCCAGCCCUGGCCAGUUUGGCUCAGUGGACAGAGUGUAAGGGUCCCAGGUUUGAUUCUUGUCAAUGGCACAUGCCCGGUGGUGGGCUCAAUGCCCAGUUGGGGGCGUGUAGGAGGCAGCCCAUCAGUGAUUCUCUCUCAUCAUUGAUGUUUCUAACUCUCCUCCCUUCCUCUCUGAAAUUAAUUUUUUUUUUAAAUUUUUUUAAAGGCAGCGCCAAACUAACCCUAGUGUCACAAAACUAA
This is a messenger RNA of Pipistrellus nathusii (Nathusius's pipistrelle), 372 nucleotides long. Lineage: Eukaryota; Metazoa; Chordata; Mammalia; Chiroptera; Vespertilionidae. The record is from the annotation of a GenBank genome assembly.